CAAAGUCAACUCUUGGUGGCGCGUGACAUGUAACGAUAAGUUACAUAACUUGAAAGUAAACAAGUGGCUUGUUUGAUGGAUUAAUGUUGCCAUAUAAGUAUCUUCGAAUAUCCGAGUUUUACCCACUAUGAAUUUGGCAUUGAGGAGUCUUUAUACAAGAACUGCUUUUUGCAGUUCAACUUCAAUGGUACACGGACCACGUUUCCGAAUCCAAGUGUCUCUGAACAGAACCGCUAAAAUAAAUCAGGAUGGUCAUGAUGGUCGUGAUUGCGCAUGGACCAGAUUGUUAACUGCAGGUGUAAGUACAUCUACGAAUGAAAUGGCUGAAAAGAAGUUGAAGGUGUUAUAUGAUGGUGAUUGUCCACUCUGCAUGCAAGAGAUCAAAUUUGUGCAGUACAUGAACAAGAAGAAAGAUACUCUGGAGCUUGUUAACAUUGCGUCACCAGAUUACAAUCCAGAAGAGAACAAUAGAAUCUCCUAUGAGACAGCUAUGGGUGUAAUGCAUGUCAUUGGACCAAAUCAGCAGGUGUAUACCAAAGUUGAUGCUGUGUAUGAGAUGUAUUCUGCCCUUGGAUUGAGGUGGAUAGUUGCCUACAUGAGAUGGCCAUUACUCUCUACAUUCUUUGAAUGGGCCUACAUGGUGUUUGCAAGACGCCGCCUCCAGUGGACUAGAAGCUGGCGAGGAUGUGAGACUGCAAAGUGUCAAAUAGAAAACCAACCGCCAUCGAAUAAGGAGAAGUCUUGACUGACUCAAUGGAUAUUUUUAUUCAAAUAUUGCUGUGAUGUUCAUGGUUUGCUAUUAACAUUGGCUUCUACCUCUAGAAUCAAUUUCUACAUUGAGAACAUUCACUUAUAUUGAAAGGUAAUUUCACACCUUUUAUCCAUAACUACAGAGGUACAAUGUAUUUCUAUCACUGUUUGAAUUCCUCAUAUUUGUAAUUGGAAUUGUCAGCAUUAAUUGUUUGGCACAUACGACCAGUGCAUUAAAAUAAACACUUGUUAACGUAGGCUAUCAUCUUGUGGCUGAUUGUUUGUAUAGUAAAUACAAUGUCACAGUCAAUGUGAUGCAGAUAGGAUUUAAUUGACUCCAUUUGGUCUUUAGUUCCAUGUGUUCACGAGCAAUUGAAUUCCAUUGUAUCAGCUUGCAUUUGGAACAAUCUUUCUGAAGUCAUUUUUUUUUUUCAAUUUAAGCUUGGAUCUGAUCCGAGCACAUUCUUUUGCAUGCCUUUUCACUCACGGUGAGAAUGAGACCUGCUUAAUUUCCAUAUUAAUUUAGUAUCAUGCAUUUUAGUCAUUUGGAGGUCAUAUUAUUUACAUGUAUUUAGUAAAUUGAUUUGUUGAUACCAACUAUACACUGUGUAUCAUUGAUACUGUCCAACACAAUUGAUUAGGCCAAAAAAAGUUUUGCUUCCGGUUUCCCUACCUACCCUUUUCUGACAGCCCUUACCCUAAUAUUUUUUAAGGGGAAAAUGAGCAAAAAAAACAGCUAAAACCAUGAAUUUCUACCAUUUACUCUGGACUACACACAGACGCCUCGAUAUGAUCGUGCACAACAAAAAUUGGCAAAAUAGAACAUUCCCUACCUACCUACCCUAUUUUCAAAUGCCAUGUAAUCGGAAGCAGAAUUUGUUUUGGCUUUAGUAAAUUCUGAUAUUAAAAUAAUGAUUUGUACAUUUA
Patiria miniata (bat star) is the source of this 1677-nucleotide messenger RNA. RefSeq lists its product as uncharacterized. The coding region runs from base 128 to 745 and encodes 205 amino acids. NCBI's taxonomy places the organism in Eukaryota, Metazoa, Echinodermata, Asteroidea, Valvatida, Asterinidae. The transcript is spliced from 3 exons. The record is from RefSeq and is a predicted model, not a curated record. Gene Ontology annotation, molecular function: protein-disulfide reductase activity.